AUUUCAUCUUUUGACAAAAUGUCAAAUAUCUCAACGGUAAUUAAAAUGUCCUCUCUAUUUCUUUCUCUCUCUCUCUGCCUUCCAUUAUUAUUAUCAUCCACUUGCUGAAGAUUCCCCACUAGAAAGAAAGAAGCAUACGAUUCUCUCCUUACCAUCCUGCUUCGAUUCUCACCAAACAUGGAAGCCCUGAUUCACCACUUCACUCUCCUCUCCGACCAAGCCCUUGUCGACAAAACAUUCGACCCUGCCACGAUCGAAGACCUCAUGCGUCUCUUCGAAGUCGAUUCCUACAAGGCUUGGGCAGCUCUCGAAGCCGAGCAACAACAAGAGCUCGAAGCCGCUGAAGAAUCUAUCCGCGAAGCCGAAGCUGAACUCGAUCGGGAUAUGGAGUGGGGGAUGGAGGAGUACAGGCGGACGUUGGAGGAGAUGGAGAGGAUGGAGGCGGCGGAGCUUAAAGAGCUUGAGGAGAAGGCGGAGACUGCUCGGAGAACGGGGAGUUUAUUGGAGAAAGCUGCUACCAUCGCCGCGAAAAGGCAUAUUGCGGCGGCGAUGGGAUCAGCUGCUGCGUCGAUGAGAUCUGCGUGGAAGACUGCAUCUGGGAACAAAGUUCAUCCUUCUUGAUCGGAGAAUAUGUUCGGUGUGUAGUGAUUCUGAUACAUGAUAAUUAUUAUCGAUAAUGAUCAAUGCAUGGGUCCAUGUAUUAGGAACGUUAGGUGAUGGGUUAUGUCGAUGGUGCCAAAGUGGAUUAUAUUGUAUUAUAUAAUUAUUUCCUUUAAUAAACUUAUCGAAAGAGCUCUCUUUUCAA
Brassica napus (rape) is the source of this 805-nucleotide messenger RNA. RefSeq lists its product as uncharacterized. The record is from RefSeq and is a predicted model, not a curated record. Lineage: Eukaryota; Viridiplantae; Streptophyta; Magnoliopsida; Brassicales; Brassicaceae. The transcript is spliced from 2 exons. The coding region runs from base 178 to 621 and encodes 147 amino acids.